AUGAUUCCCAUGACAAAAGUACUACAGAAGGAUGGAUGCCAGGUAUCAACUCAAGAAAAGAGGCCACAGAAUCAACCAUCUGAUGUUCAUGGACGACAUCAAGCUGUAUGGAUAUUUGGGAAGAAGAAGAAGAAGAAGAAGAAAAAGAAGAAGAAGAAGAAGAAGAAGAAGAAGAAGAAGAGUUUGGAGUUUUCUACUUCCCGAUUGGAACGACCUGGCUAUACCAGUCCUAGGAGUAGACGAGGCACCGACUCUUGGGAAAGGCCAGAAAACGCCGGCAGGAGCAGAGGCAGUGGUAGCGGAGGGAUUUCAGGAGAACACCCUACUUCGGUAUCUGCAGCAACCGUCGUAGAGGUGGAACCUACUGCAGGGAGGCCCUCAACUCCAGCUGCUGCGACAGCCGUCUUGCCGUCUAUCAAUGGUAGCCCCUUCCUGGAUUUGAUCUUCACUUAUCAGGGAGAUUUGAGCGCCGGAGUCAUCAAAGGCUCUGACAUGGCUUGGUGGAUAAUGACCUUGGAGGGGUGCGACGGUUAUAGGGCCCUGAGCUGGGGGUCCUAG
Molecule: messenger RNA, 558 nt
Organism: Macrobrachium nipponense
Lineage: Eukaryota; Metazoa; Arthropoda; Malacostraca; Decapoda; Palaemonidae
Exons: 4
Coding region: 1-558 (185 amino acids)
Source: RefSeq, a predicted model, not a curated record